UUAGAAUAUUGUAAUAAUCGACCUCUUUAUUUUAAACUUAAUUUACCGUAAGGUAUAUUUAUAAAUUACCGUUAUGCAGUUUGGGAAUGUUAAACAUGUGCAAUACGUACGUUAUGGAAGACGUCUAUAGUAGUAUCACGAAAACUUGCAUGUCCUAGGAAUUAUUUUUUUCAUGUCCAAUCAAGGACAUGAAAAGUUUCUUAAAUAAAAGUGAACACUGAAGGAGCGUGGCUAACUAUUCUCUGUUCCAAUAUUUGCUCAAAUUUGGAGCGUGUUUUGCAGACACAUUGUUUUUAAUAGUUGCGUCUAAAAGGGACAUGUCUCAGCCAGUCUGCCCAAAUAUUCCCUACACCAUAUGCUUAUCACGUCAGUUUGGCGAUAAAUAAAAAAAAACUUCGUCGUCAUCAUCAUUACAGCCUCCCUAAUGAAUGCAACAAAGCAAUCUCCUGAGCCCCCCGCAUCCAUCCACUUCCUACAUAUCUCACCAGGUCUUCAAUCCAUCUAGUGGAGGGACGCCCUACACUUCGUCUACCAGUACGAGGCUACCACUCGAGAUCCUUUCUUCCCCAUCGGUUGUCGAUUCUUCAAGAUAUAAUAUAGAUAGAUUAGCCGGCCCACUGCCACAUCAGCAUACUAAUCCAUUUGGCUGUGUCGAGUACUCUGGUUCUAGUGUGGAUAUUCUCAUUUUUAAGUCUAUCACGCAAUAAAACCCCAUGCAUAGCCCUCUCCAUAGCUCGCUGAGCGACUAAGCUUCCUCAUACGGCCCGUAGUGAACGACCACGUCUCAGAUCCAUGUCAUCACUGGCAACACGCAUUGGUUGUAAAAUCUCGUUUUGAAGUUUUGCAGUGGGCCAGGAAAACAUGAAGACAUAAUGUAAUAGAUCAAGCUCAUAUUGAAAAUGCGUUCAGUAAAAACGUAUGAAGUAUAUGAAAAAAACGCAAUAUACAUGGGUCAAAUUUUAUUUCCUUCUAUUCAGAAAAUGGAAGUUGACAGAAAUAGCUUCAUUAGGGGUAAAUUUUUCUAAACGACUUCUGUUCAGUGUAGUUAGCAGUCCACUUUAAUUGGAUGUGUAAAAUUGCUCUAUGUCUGUCAGAUUUUCGGAUAGGAUUUUAUGUUAUAUUAUAAUGCAUCUUAUUGCCCUUGACCCAUACGGAAGAAUUUAUACUGAAAUCCUGAUAUCUGUAAUCUAUGUAUAAAUUUAUGCAGAACUUGAACCCCGAUACAUAAAUCUUGAAGCGGUCACAUACCGUAACGUCAUUAAGAACCGUCAGAUCUCAAGUCCAACUGUAUAAACUAGCGUUUGCUACUACUAUUUGCGUACAAAGCAAUUAAACGACGUAUUGACUGAUAUUGUUAUUUACCGUCACUCGUAUUUCAUGUGAAUGUCAAACAAUUAUUGAUAACAAAGUAAUUUAUUUCCCUAGGAAUUUCAAUCUGCGACCUUUACAAUAUCUACAACUAUCCUUUCACGUUUUAAACUUCUUUUACUUUUAUCCCUGACAAAUUACAGAGUACAGGGCAUCAUCUAAACCGUGCAUAAUACGCUCCGCAUCUUCCUCGAAGACGAAUGGUUAUAAAAUGAAAAAGGCCUGCGGCGUCUUAAAUUAUUUUAAUUGGCUUCGGUAGCUCUUCGGAAAACGUGUUUAUGAGUAAACUACGAAAUUCGUGUGGGAUACCUAUAUGUGAAUCUACUAGGAAUUGGUAUUAUAUUCGAUCCAUUAUUUGAUAAUGAACCAAUUCGUUUAUUCUUUUGUUUUUUAUUUCUUUGCAGAGCGAUCAAGUCUUUUAAAAUAGGUUUAUUCUUAUUUUAAAUAAUAAAAAAGUUAAUUUUAAUAUGACAGUUCGUAGCAGGAAAAGAUUUGGGUAACUUCUGAAGUGUUAAUACGUUUGAGAAAUUUGUUGUUUGCUCUUAUUUCUCGGCGAUAGAGUUUUAAAAGGUUUUGUUUUCUAUAAAACUUUGUUACUCCCGACAGCGAAGAGUAAUGCCGAACAAGCAAAAACAAUUAACAAAUUGAUAAGCUCAAAACAAUUUUCAAUUAACUUCCCCAGGAGUGUUCGCUGUUUACAAAUAACCGUCAUUUAUCAGAAAUGCCUAUGCAGUUUUUAACGUCUGAUUUCAUUCAGGGCUGCCUCAUGCUAAUGUUAAUACAAUAAUAUAAAUUUGAAUCUCUAUACAACCGUUAAUUUAUAGAGAUAUUAACGUUAAAUUAGAUAAAAUACAUGAAUAAGUUUUUGUCGACCCUGCAAAAAAUUGUACGGGAUAUUUUGCUUUUCUUUAUAUUAGUUGUUAAUUUUCUUACUUUUUCAAUUUCAGAACGAAAGCGGGGAAGGCAGACAUACACCCGGUACCAGACCCUCGAGCUGGAGAAGGAAUUCCAUUUCAACCGGUACCUGACGCGAAGGAGAAGGAUCGAGAUCGCACACGCGCUCUGCCUCACCGAGCGCCAGAUCAAGAUCUGGUUCCAGAAUCGACGCAUGAAAUGGAAGAAAGAGAACAAAACCAAAGGCGAGCCAGGCUCUGGAGACGAGCCGGACAACAUGAGUCCGCCGACAUCGCCACAGUAAAACCCUUAGCUUAGUUUUGGUCAGCGGCCGGCAAUCUGAAACAAUCUCGGUACGUUUCAGAUUCCUUCCAACCGAUGUAACAACGACAAUUUAUUUUGAUACGUUCAAUUUGUGCGCUUAAAUCUGACACAAUCGACUCGAGGGCCGAAGUUACUAGAACUUUAAUUUGUAUAAAUUGUAUGUUGGACUUUUCAUAAUAUUACACUAUACCUAACUAAUACGUAACUUAGUGACUUGGCAUAAAGAGUAAUGAUAGUGUGAUGAAGAGAUUUUUACAGUUGUUAAGUAUAAAUUAAUUUAUAGAACAAUCUCAAUACCAAUAAUUACCAAAAAAAGCAGUGUUUAAAUAUUUGUAAAACUGCAUCGUUUAUGUGAUUAAAUAUAGCUGGAUUAUAAUUUGAAAACUGGACAAAAUUAUACUAUAUUCCGUUGCAAUUGAUUUCGUACACCUGUUUCUGUCAAAGUGUUCGACUUUUAAUAUAUGUAUAAUUGAUUUUUAUUUAGUAAUCUGUUACCUGCUGCUAUAAACU
Parnassius mnemosyne (clouded apollo) is the source of this 3096-nucleotide messenger RNA. The record is from the annotation of a GenBank genome assembly. NCBI's taxonomy places the organism in Eukaryota, Metazoa, Arthropoda, Insecta, Lepidoptera, Papilionidae.